Molecule: messenger RNA, 1329 nt
Organism: Drosophila bipectinata
Lineage: Eukaryota; Metazoa; Arthropoda; Insecta; Diptera; Drosophilidae
Source: RefSeq, a predicted model, not a curated record
GAAGAAGAAGCCGAUAAGGCAACAGCAACGUCGACUGCGCGACAUUUAUAACCAAAAAAAAAAUAAAUAAAUAAAUAAAAAUAAAACGAAUAAGAGUAAAAGACAUAAAAGAAGAACAAACAAGCUAAGAAAAGCCUCUCGCACACGUUGCUUCAUGCAGAUUGUUCAAACAUCAGACCGGGCGUCAUACAACCCCCGCCAACGUGCAUCAUCACGUUCGUCAUACACCGUCAGUCCGUCUCAGUCCAUCCGAAAAUAAUGGUGGGACCGGGCCCGUUGCUGGUACCGUCCACGUCCUCGUCAUCGGGUGGUGGUGCCACCACAACCACCACCCCUGCCCCCGCUACCAAUCCAUCAGUCUCGGUGGUGGGCGGGGCCAGUCACACACUGUACGACGAACGCGAGGUAAUGGAGGAGUUCAUCAGCUGUUAUCGCCACUUCACGGCCCUGUGGGACAGCACCAGUGUCGACUAUCUAUCCAAGUUCAAAAAGGAGCCCGGCUACCAGGAGCUCCUCAAAAUCCUGCGACGCAUCAACGGCGACUCCUCCGUUCAGGAUGUCAAGCGGAAGAUCAACUCGCUGCGAUGCUGCUAUCGCCGGGAAAUCAAAAAGGUCCAAUCCUCGCAGAACGGCUACCAGCCCCGACUCUGGUGGUAUCAUCUGAUGGACUUUCUGAAACCAGUUCUGCACAUCCAGUCACCGGUACGCGUCAAAUCCGAGAGCCUGGACGACAGUCUCGACGAGACCAGCAUCAAUGAUGAUGACAUCUUUCAGGACAAUUUCCCCAUUGAAGAGGAUGCCUUGGGCAUAGAGGGCGUCAGCGAAGUGGAUCACGAUCCGGAUCAUGAAGUGGAUCCCGAACCAGAUCCCGAAUCUGAAUCAGGGCCUGGCAAACUGGACGAUUAUCCGAAUACGUCAUCCGUUAAUCUCAAGAGUGGUCCGUAUUCGUUGCAUCAUCGCCGAUUGGCGGAUAAAUCCGUACGGAUUGCCCCAAGAAUCCGGAGGCAUAGUAGCAACGAUAGCGAUUACGGGGAGAAUGAUGCGAAACGUGGCAGGAACGAUGACAUUCCGAUGGAAAGAGAACGCGAAAGGGUCAGAGAAAGGGUCAGGGAUAGAGAUAGAGAAAGGGUGAGAGAGAGAGAUAGGGAUAGGGAUAGAGAGAGUGACAACGAGUGCGAUUUAAUCGGUAAACGGAUGGCCGCCCACUUCCGGAAUAUGCGUCCGGAGCAGCGACUCUACGCCGAACGGAUCAUCAGCGAAGUGCUCGUCUACGGCCGUAUGAAUCGUCUCUCAAUGAAGGCCCGCUUCAUCCCGGAAAAUGAUAAAUGA